AAAGAUAUUAUAAUUAAUAUUUCUGAUGAUCAAAUUACUUUAAAUAAAAAUGAUUUUAUUAAAUUAAUUAAUAGAACUAAUAAAUUAGAAUUACUUCAAGCAAAAUCAAAUUUAACUUUUGAAAAUAAAAUUGAUUUACUUUCAAAAGUUCUUUUUAAAGAACAAAGAAGAUUAAAUCAUUUAAUAGAACUAGAUCCUAAAAAAUUUUUAAAAUUAAUUACAACUUCUAAUUUUCAACUUAGUAAAUUCUUUGAUGAAAUUUUUAAUGCUAUAAGUCCAAAAUAUAGAAAUUCUCAAACUAGAGAAAAUGAUGAAAAAUUAGCUAUUGGAUUUUGUUAUCUUCUUGCUAGAGCUCGAAAUAAAUUUGCAAAUAAAUUAAAAAUAGAGAUAGAACUUUAUUUAUUAGCAUCUGGAUAUAGUUCUUCUGCUAUAGAUAUAUUAGCAAAUCUUGGAAUUUCAGCAU
Molecule: messenger RNA, 463 nt
Organism: Scutellospora calospora
Lineage: Eukaryota; Fungi; Glomeromycota; Glomeromycetes; Diversisporales; Gigasporaceae
Source: the annotation of a GenBank genome assembly